CAAUUGUAAUAAUGUGUUUAUAAUAAGUGUUUAUUUUCGUCAGGUUGGUCAUUCUGCGAGCGUCGUCACGGAAAAGUCGCAACUCAUUUUGAAUUCUUCUUUGCGAAUUGCAAAAGACUUUGAACGAUGGCCACCGUGGACGUCCUUCCCAGGAAGGUAGAGAAAACGGAAGAGUUGUCCGAGGAGGAUAAGGAGUUGCAGGAUGAGCUGAAAACUUUAAUAGACAAGAUUGUUGGAGCUGAUCCGCACCUGGUGCAUCCUGCGCUGGAGAUGCUCAAGUUUCUGAUUCGAACCUCUACGACGUCCAUGACUUCCGUUCCGAAACCGCUCAAGUACCUGGCGCCCUACUACGAGACUCUGAAGGAGGCCCACGGGAAGAUGGUGAAUGUGGCCGUGAAGAAGCAGUGCGCGGACAUCAUCUCCGUGCUGGCGAUGUGCCCGAUGGGCGGAACGGAAACCCCAUUGGAAAGUCUCAAGUACUGCAUGCUGGGCACGAUGCAGAACAUCGGCGAUUGGGGCCACGAGUACGUUCAUCACAUCGAGACGCAGAUCGUGGAGCAGCUGCUCCGUUGCCAGAAAUCCGAGGAGAAGCUAGAGAAUCUGAUCGAGGAUUGCGUCCGGUUCGAUUGCGAGCAUCACGGCGAGAUACAGGCGUGCGACUUCCUCAUGGAGAUCGAUCACCUGGAGAAGCUGGAGAAGUAUCUGAACGCCGGCAUCUACCAGCGCGUCUGCAUGUACCUGACCUCGUGCGCCAAGUACGUGGACGAAAUUGAGUGCGAGAAGAUCUACAAACUGAUCGGUGAGCAGUAUUUCAAGUACGAGGAGUACAUUCGGGCCGCGAUCAUCGCCAUCCAUCUGAACAAGAGGAACGUCAUCGAGGACAUCUUCAGAACGAGCAAGGAUGGUGCACUGCUCAGACAGUUAGCGUUUAUAUGCGGAAGACAUCUGCUGAACGUGACGUUGCCCGACGAUCUGGAGGAUCGCGACGAGCUGAUGAACAUCAUGAACAACGGCAACCUUAGUUCCCAAUUCCUGACGUUGGCGCGUGAGUUGGAUAUCAUGGAUCCGAAAUCGCCCGAGGACGUGUACAAGGUGUGGCUGGAACCUACCCCGAUGAGACCAUCGAUUCUCGCCGAAAACAUAGACAGCGCGCGGCAGAAUUUGGCUUCCUCCUUCGUCAACGGUUUCGUGAACGCCGGCUUCGGCAACGACAAACUGGUGUCCGGUGAUUCCGGCAAUCGCUGGAUCUACAGGAACAAGGAGAACGGAAUGUUGAGCGCCACCGCCUCCUUGGGUUUAGUGCAUCUGUGGGACGUCGACGGAGGUUUAACUCCGAUCGACAAGUACCUCUAUUCCAACGAUGAAUUGAUCAAAUCCGGGGCGCUGUUGGCUUUGGGCAUCGUCAAUUGCAGGGUGAGGAACGAGUGCGAUCCGGCACUCGCUUUGCUCGCCGAUUUCAUCUCGGACAAGUCGAGCGCCAUCAGAAAUUCGGCAGUGCUCGGUCUCGGUUUGGCGUACGUCGGGACGGACAGACAGGACGUGACAUCACUGCUCAUCGUCGCCGUAGAGAACGCGACCACCGCUGAAAACUUUGCGACCGCUUGCCUCGCCAUCGGAUUGGUUUGCGCAAACACUUGCAAUGCGGAAGCCUCGAACGCCAUCCUCACGAAGCUGGUGGAUUGGAGGGAGAACGAGCAGAUGAAAUCGACGCACAUGGUCUUGGCCGUUCUCGGUCUCGGUUUCUUGUAUUUGGGAAGGAAGGAUGCGAUCGACGCCACCUGCGAAGCGGUCGAAGUCUUCGAGGAGCCGCACAACGCCAUCUUCAAGAGCCUUUUGCAUCUGUGCGCGUACACAGGUACCGGCGACGUGUUCAUAAUCCAAGAAAUGCUCAGCAACAUCGGCGAUCGCGUCAAUCUGCUUAAAGACGAAGAGUCUAAAUUGGAUGCGUCGUCGAUCAAAAGCGAGAGGAAAAAGAACGAAAUCGAUUCGGGUUUAGCUCAAGCCAUUCCUGUUUUGGGAUUGGGAUGUGUUUCGUUGGGUGAGGAUAUGGGCACGGAGAUGUGCUCGAAGAUCUUGGGAAGCGUCGGGCGUUACGGUGAUCCGGCGGUGCGUCGCGCCGUUCCGCUGGCCAUAGCCAUGAACUCGGUGUCGAAGCCGCAUCUACCAGUGAUCGAGGUGUUGACUAAAUACUCGCACGAUUCGGACGAGAAGGUAGCCUGCAAUGCGAUCUUCGCCUUGGGCAUCGUCGGAGCUGGCACCAACAACGCCAGACUGGCGGCUACACUGCGACAGUUGGCCGUGUACCAUGCGAGGAAUGCGGCCGAACUCUUCAUGGUGCGGAUAUCUCAAGGUCUCACCCAUCUUGGCAAAGGCACUCUCAGUCUGAGUCCCCUGCAUACCGAUCGACUCUUAUUGGAUUACUGCUCAAUUGCUGCGCUUCUGAUUCCUAUGAUAUCGUUGCUGGAUCCGCACGCCUUCAUCUUGGGUCAGCACCAUUACCUGCUGUACUCGCUCGCCGCUGGCAUGACUCCCAGAUGGUUGAUCACCCUCGACGAGAACCUGGAGCACGUCUCCGUGCCCGUCCGGGUCGGUCAAGCGGUCGACGUCGUAGGAAAAGCCGGCACCCCGAAGACGAUCGUCGGCAUUCACACGCACACCACGCCCGUCCUCUUGGCGUGCGGUGAACGUGCGGAAUUGGCCACCGAGCAGUACGAGGCCUUCGGUCCGACCCUCGACGGCAUAUGCGUGCUGCGAAAGAGACCAGACUACAUGGAAACAGAUUAAUCGAAAAGAUUUCAUCGUCA
Messenger RNA from Nicrophorus vespilloides, 2804 nucleotides. Its product is annotated as 26S proteasome non-ATPase regulatory subunit 2-like. Gene Ontology annotation, molecular function: enzyme regulator activity. The coding region runs from base 127 to 2784 and encodes 885 amino acids. Gene Ontology annotation, biological process: regulation of protein catabolic process; proteasome-mediated ubiquitin-dependent protein catabolic process. The record is from RefSeq and is a predicted model, not a curated record. Lineage: Eukaryota; Metazoa; Arthropoda; Insecta; Coleoptera; Silphidae. The transcript has 9 exons. Gene Ontology annotation, cellular component: proteasome complex; proteasome storage granule; nucleus.